Ceutorhynchus assimilis (cabbage seed weevil) is the source of this 837-nucleotide messenger RNA. NCBI's taxonomy places the organism in Eukaryota, Metazoa, Arthropoda, Insecta, Coleoptera, Curculionidae. The record is from the annotation of a GenBank genome assembly.
AUGGCAAAUAUAAGUCCAAGCAAGCUUGGGUCCAAACCCAGCAGAAUUUACGACCUCAAAGACGAUAAGGUUAUUACUGGAUCGCAUGAUGACUGCUUUGAAACAAUUAAAAAUUCAGCAGAGAACAAAUUGGGGCAUGACAGAUUCCAGAACAAAUUAAACUCCAUAAGAGGUCUUGUAGCAACAACUAUGAUUGGCGCCUAUGUCACAACAUCGAUAGAGGCUGCAUCUGUCUUGGCAAAUAUUCCUCCAAUGGAGCUGCUAAUUAUGGAAGCGCUUGAUGUUAAAAGAGACAGAGCAGGCCAGAAUAUAGAUCAGGAAGGUUUUAUAUUCCAUGGAGAACCUAGGCUUAGUAAGAUCAAGCUUAAGGGAAAACUUAAAGAAAGGACGCUACUGAACUGGCAAAGGAUCUGGGACGUAUCAGACAAAGGAAGAGUCACCCAUAGAAUGUUCCCCAAUGUGAUUCAAAGACAGAACAACCGCAUAAAAUUCAAUGCCAUGGGCAGUUCAUGGAAACAUCUUAAACAAGCUUUAGAACAGAAUAAAUCCGCCAAAUUAAGAGGAUAUAAACUGGAAAUCGAGGGUAGACUAUACACGGCAAGAGAUUUUGAUGAAGAUACCGAAUAUGAAGAUGAAAUGGAUACUGAGGAAGAAGAAAGUGAUUGUGAUACAAUCGACAGUGAUACGAAGAAAAAAAAACCUGUGAAAUCAAAGACAUCCGAAGAAGAAAAAAAGAAAGAUAAGAGCAGUGUUAAGCGAAGACACGCAUCUUCUCCAAGUCCCAAGAGCUUCCAGUACAGAAAUACCAGGCAAAAAGAAAAAAGAAUAAAAAAAUAG